AUGUCCGCGACCCCCCCGCGUGCCACGAGCGCCUGCACUUCGCUCUCUCUUCCAUGUCUGCGUCCAACGCAAGCACCACGCCCCCAGCGGGAAAUGAACCGCGACGGCAGCAGACCAGAUGCACGCUCCUGGGCCGUCCGGGGCGAGGGUCUCACGGACGCGCCUUCUUCAUCGAUCCCCUGUCAUCGAUCGUUGCGAUUCCACCCCAACCUCCGGGGUAAAGCUCUGCGCUUCUCGCCCGCGGUAUCGCCUCUCCCUUUGCGCCCCUCGCUCGCGUUCGGUUGCGCUUCCCGCCCUGAUAUGGCAUAUCGCAGGCGAUACGAAUCUGCGCGCAAAAUUGAAAUUGGCGAACGUUGCGGUGUUGGACCUUUGCGCUUAUUUUCGCUCACGCGCGCCCUGUGCGGAGCUUUGCAGGGCGCCGUCGCGCGCGCACCUAUAGACUACUCACACGUCCCGAGUUCGCAGCGUGCGCGAGAAGAUGCGGCAGACGCGACGGAUGCUUUGAAGUUCGCGCCCACUCUGCCAGCGCUGCUCGCCGAGAUGGCCUUCCCGCUUUUGGCUCGCGCGAAACUUUGUUUGCACUCAAUCGCGAAGAUAGUCGUUCUUCGUACAGGCUGUGGCCUUACGCGCGCGCACGAUGUUGUGAUGCUUGCUCCCACGUGA
Heterobasidion irregulare TC 32-1 is the source of this 663-nucleotide messenger RNA. RefSeq lists its product as uncharacterized. Bases 1 to 663 code for a protein of 220 amino acids. NCBI's taxonomy places the organism in Eukaryota, Fungi, Basidiomycota, Agaricomycetes, Russulales, Bondarzewiaceae. The record is from RefSeq and is a predicted model, not a curated record. The transcript is spliced from 4 exons.